GCACUGGCAGGAAUGAUCGUGCACUUUGCCAGAGACGGAACGUCCAGGGUGGGCAACAAGACAGCUACCCCACAACCUGAGAUCAUGCUGAACGGACUCAGCAUUGCCAAGGACCACGCUGAAGUGAUUAACAAGAAGGGGGCCGUGUCCAUCAAGCCCAAUCCCUCCGCCAAGGAAAUCAUGGUGAACGGAGUGAAGAUAGUCAGUGAGACAAAGCUCUCACACAACGACAGGGUAUCAUUUGGCCCCAACCACCUGUACGUUUUCCACCACCCCCAAGACUAUGCCAAGAAGGUGAACGCUGGUGAGAAAGUGGACACACCCACGUUUGAUACCGCCCAGCAGGAAAUUGCCAAGCAGUCUGGGUUGAUGACAGCUGGCGGUGAUGGAAUGUCUAAAGAUGAUCUUCUUCUGCAAGAGGACCUGAUCCAGAUGCUGCCAAUGGUCAGUGAAGCUAACGCGAUGGCAGAGGAGUUGCACAAGGGAGUGAAGUUCGAGAUUAAUCUGGUCUCGCCACAGGCUCGCGGACAGAAGAAUGGAAAAACUGAGGUGAUGGUUAAGAUGCUGGCGCAGGACGGCAGUGGCAACGACUGGCUGUGGGACCGUAACAAGUUCAUCAACAGGAAGUACAUCAUGCAGGAGAUGUACGCCAACUUUGUGGACGGGGACGAGAACUGGGAUCUGCCACAGGAAAAAGAUCCAUUCUGGGAGCCUGCAGACUGCGAGAAGCUCAUCGGUACGUGCCAUGUCCUGCUCCAGUCCCUGGCGUACAACAUCGACCUGCAGGAGAAACUCGUGAUCUCAGACUUCAAAGGUCAGGAUCAAGGUCACGUUGACAUCGCCAUCGUCCCGUGCACAAAAGACUACAAACCUGUCGGUGAGGAUGAAUUUGUAGAGGAUCCAAAAGAAUUGCUUGGGAAGCCCCUAUUCUGCAUUGUGAAGAUCACAGCCGCACAGGGAUUGCCUCAAAAUAUCGCAAAGAGCUUCUGUCGUUACAAGUUUUACCUGGACAAAGAUUACGUGCAGACCAAUGAAAUCUCUGGCACAAUCAACCCCGAAUUCAACCACGAAAAGCAGGUCACCAUCAAAUCGGUCACGGAGCAGUUCAUCGAAUAUCUGAACAAUGAGUCCCUCUACAUUGAAGUAUGGGGUCGACAAAAGGCUGGAAAAGGUCAAAAGGAGAAGACAAUGGUGGGCAAGGGAGGUAAGCAGGCAGCACCUGCAGCACCCGUGGGAGGUGUGGCUGUCAACGGGCAGGCUGGUGGCACUGCGCUGACCCCGAUACCGGACACGAAGAGCAAGGAGGAGGCAGCCAAGUACCGACAGGAGGCGGAUUCUCAGAAGAAACGUGCAGAGGAGUCUGACGCUAAACUGAGCAAGAUCAACGGCUACAUGAGGGAACGGAAGAACAAAGGACAUACAGCAAUCAAGAUUGAAGAUGUUGAAGCGUUGCUUGCAGGAAAAAUUCCAAAAGGUGAGCCUGUUCAGCCAACAGUGGUACAGGUUGAGGGUGGGUCAAAAGCCUGCACUAUACAGUAAAAACAAAACCCUACUGUAUGGUAUGUAGGAAAAAUGACAACGUACAGUACAGACUGAAUAGUAAAAACCAUACCGUAAUAUACAGAAGUAAGAAAUCUGGAACCUUGCAGUUAAAAUCAUACCAUAUUGUACAGAUGUUAAACAAUGGUGCCAGACAGUAAAACCCAUGCCCUACAUUGUAUAUCUCUGAAAUGCUGACUGGGGAUUCAAUCAAUUUCUUCAACAUUAAAUUUUUAGGAUUUGUAAAAUAUGGGCUAUUUGAUUGAUCUUAAAUUCAUGGAUUGUUUUAUAAUGUCUUAUAAAAGACGAUGUAGACUUUUGUUGAUCAUUUUAUUAUUUUGUGGGUGAGUGAACUCAUAAAAAUCCAUAUAAAUAAGUGUCCAACGAAAACUAUUGGUUUCACAGUUCUUCUAUGUAUUGGACAGUUGCCUUCAAAACGGUGUGGCAAAUAUUUUCUGCAAUCUUGUGGCCUAUGUCUACAGUGAUGAUUAUUUGAAACAUGUAAAUGUUGAAAAUACCUACUUGAUUAUACUCUGUGUGUAUUAGUUAACAAGACAGUAUUAACAAUUUUGCAGAUGUUAAUUGUUCAUAUAUUUCUAUCAUAGUUAAUUGAUUCUUGUUAGAGUACACAAAUUAGUCUAGUGACACGUCUGCAUGUUUUUUGCUGGACCUAUUAUGAUUAAUAUUUUUGUGACAGGGAAGACAAUAUGCAAAUUAAAACAGAAUAUCAUGUUUGCAUAAUUUUUAAUUAUAUGUUACAUGUUGGUUUUGUGAGUUACACACAUUGCACUUUGAUUUUGUUUCAAGAUGUUAGUGCCUUUACUAUAUAAUCUCUGAUGAUUUCAUAAAUUUUCCUUUUUUAUUAAUCUUAAUGUUUUUAGAUAUCUUUUUAGAAAUGUGCAACACAUUAUUAAUUCAUGUUAAGAUGCAAUAUCAUUGCAAACAACAAAAAAACUGGUUAAGAACCAUGUUUUGGAUUUUUAAUGAACUAAAUAAAUUGCUUUCCUUGAAAUUUUAUUCUAAAUUUUUACCAUAAAAUGAUUAUUAUUCAUUAUCUGAAAAUCAAGCAAAUGUAAUUAUGUUUAUAACAUAAUUGUUUAAAACAUUGCCUAAAUCUAAAUCUUUUUUUUAAUUGUUUAGGUUUGUGUGUGAAACUGGUUUAGCUUUGGUGUAUUCUGUAUCUAGUUUUACACUAAACACUCCUUGUGUCUUAAAUAUUUCUAAACCGUACAUAUUUUUUUAUAAUGACAUCUUUGUACAAGUAUGAUUUAUGCAUUUUUUUGCAAUGAAGUUUGUGACAAUCAUGGUCUGCUUAUAAAACACCAAUUAUAUAUUGCUAUUAGAUGCAUAUCAUAAUUUGUAACUUGCUGUUGACAGAUACACAAAUUAUCAUUGUAAUCUGUACAUUUUAACUUUACGACACUGUAAAUAUUUUUAGUAAUACGCAUAUAAUGAAAGUAUUUUUUCAGCCAAGAUUAGUUUGUUAUUGUUGUUUUUUUGUAAAAAACUAAAUCUGCUUUGAGUUUUAUAAUUUGUAUAACAAGUUUUUUUGCACCAAUAAUAAUGUAAUUUUUUUUAUUUAAUAUACAUAUAAUAUUAUUUAGAUCAAUGGUAAAAAUCAAACACAAUUUAAAACCGGCAGUUAUGUAAUGAAUCAUGAAGGCUAUUAUACAAGUUUGUUUUUUAAAUUAUUUUUAAAUGAUUUUUCAGGUGUUGGGAUGUACAUACAAUUUUUUGUUACCUUAGGCUUAGCUUAUUAGCUUCUGGAAGCACAUUUUUGCAAUCUUUUAUUUCUGUUGAUACUCACAAUUUUGUGAUUUAUAUUUCCAUUCCAUUUUUAUGCCCCCCUUUGAAGAAGAGGGGGUAUAUUGCUUUGCUCAUGUCGGUCUGUCGGUCGGUAGGUCGGUCGGUCGGUCUGUCCACCAGGUGGUUGUAAGACGAUAACUCAAGAACGCUUGGGCCUAGGAUCAUGAAACUUUAUAAGUACAUUGAUCAUGACUUGCAGAUGACCCCUAUUGAUUUUGAGGUCACUAUGUCAAAGGUCAAGGCCAUGGUGACCCGAAAUAGUAAAAUGGUUUCCGGAUGAUAACUCAAGAACGCAUACGCCUAGGAUCAUGAAACUUCAUGGGUAGAUUGAUCAUGACUCGCAGAUGACCCCUAUUGAUUUUGUGGUCACUAGGUCAAAGGUCAAGGUCACAGUGACCCGAAAUAGUAAAAUGGUUUCCGGAUGAUAACUCAAGAACGCAUACGCCUAGGAUCAUGAAACUUCAUGGGUAGAUUGAUCAUGACUCGCAGAUGACCCCAAUUGAUUUUGAGGUCACUAGGUCAAAGGUCAUGGUCACGGUGACCCAAAAUAGUAAAAUGGUUUCCGGAUGAUAACUCAAGAACGCAUACGCCUAGGAUCAUGAAACUUCAUGGGUAGAUUGAUCAUGACUCGCAGAUGACCCCUAUUGAUUUUCAGGUGACUAGGUCAAAGGUCUAGGUCACGGUGACCCGAAAUAGUAAAAUGAUUUUCGGAUGAUAACUCAAAAAUGCAUAUGCAUAGGAUCAUGACACUUUAUAGGUACAUUGAUCGUGACUUGCAGAUGACCCCUAUUGAUUUUCAGGUCACUAGGUCAAAGGUCAAGGUCACAGUGACAAAAGUCGUAUUCACACAAUGGCUGCCAGUACAACGGACAGCCCAUAUGGGGGGCAUGCAUGUUUUUACAAACAGCCCUUGUUUAUACAUCUUUUCAUCAUAAUUUUCAUUUGAAAUUUAAAUCUCACUUCACGAUUGUCUUCUAAAUACCUGAAGCCUUUCAGGCUCAUUCAAACAUUGUCAAACAUUUUUUUAGCUAUGAUUUAGAAAUAUCAGUAGACAACUGAAAACAACACAAAUGUGUUCCAGAAUAUAUACCUGUAGGGUAAUCAAAGUAUGCUUCAACAAAUAUUUGAAUGCCUACAAUAAAAAAAAUCUGCAUCUUCAUCCAAAGGGUUUGCUAUUUUGUCGUUGCAUUAAACACAUGUUGAACAUGUUUCUGAUAUGUGAUUAUGUUGGUGAUAUAACAGCAAGUGGUGAUUUUUGUGAUUUUCAGUGAUUGUAUUUCAUUCUAUAACAAAAGCUUGAUGUUUUCUAGAGGUGACUUAGAAUCCUUCAUCAUAACUUUUUACUGUGCUGUUAUUCCUGCGGGACCAAUUUGUGUUGACCUUUUGGUGUAAUUAACAAUCGCCUUUUUUCCUUAUCACUUUUUUAUACAAUUGUUGAAUAUUAAUAAUUAAUUCAAGUUGUUAUUUCUUUCUUUGUUAAUUCUUGGCAAAUUUCAUGUAGAUUUGUAUCAAGAGGAGUGUGUUUUAACUCUUUCAGUGCGGGAACCGAAUUUUGAAGGCCUGUGCAAACAGUUUGGAUCCAGAUGAGACACCACAGAACAUGGCGUCUCAUCAGGAUCCAAACUGUUUGCUAUUCUGAUAGUAUUCUUUGAAAAAAAUCAAAGAAAAUGCUAAUUUUAGAAAUUCAGCAGACGACAUUUUAGCAGAAGACAAAUUUCCCAGCAUGCAAAGGGUUAAAUUCCCAGUAUGUUUCCGUACAUACUUUACUAAUUCAUGGUAGGUCUUUAUGGUAUAGGUGUUUUAUAUCCCUAUCACCUUACUUAUGUUGUAUAUGUCUUGAUCACUACUGUUAUUUCUGCUGGCGGAGUUUUUGGAAAUAUAUUCUGUGAUUUGUCGUAUAAAAAUAUACUACUGUUGAUCACAAUUGCUUACAUGCCCUAAUAGUACAUGUAUAUGGACAUAAAAAACAAUCACAUAUAGAAAUAUUACUUAAGUCACUAUUAAUUAUUUCAGAAGUUUGUUUAAACCCAUUAUAAAUUUUAGUCGAGGGGCAUUAAACCCCCAAAAAGUUAUGUAUCAAAAGUACUUUACAAUUAUAACGAAGAUUCAAAACUUGUUACCAAAUGUUUACACCUGCUUUCCGCAACCACAUAUGUUAUAAGGUUUAUGGGCCACAAUUUUAUAUACUUUUCUGUGAUAGCUUUUUUCUUAUAGGUAUUCUCAAAUUUCAGUACGGAAUCUUAAGUAUAGAUUUAUAGUUUUUAGGACGUUACUUUUAUAGUUCAUUUUAUGACUGUGAUAUUAAUUAUAGUGGCCAGUUACCAGUAUUUAACUUCUAGGGUAAAGUUAGCAUUGAAACAUUACAGAAUUUAAGAGCAAAAGACACACAUACCAUUUUGAUUAGUUUUCUAUGAAUUUUAUAUAUUUUGUUAUAGCUGAAAGCUUACUACUGUUUUGAGGUUUUCAAAAUCCGUCCAAUAUCGUCCUGUUUAUUAUCAUCGAGUUUUGAUGUACUACUAUGUGAUUUACUUAUUAAAAUACUAUUUUCUUUCUUUUGUGUAUGUUAAUAAACAAUCUGUUACAUA
This is a messenger RNA of Dreissena polymorpha, 5930 nucleotides long. Its product is annotated as kinesin-like protein KIF28P. Bases 13 to 1539 code for a protein of 508 amino acids. Gene Ontology annotation, molecular function: cell adhesion molecule binding. NCBI's taxonomy places the organism in Eukaryota, Metazoa, Mollusca, Bivalvia, Myida, Dreissenidae. The record is from RefSeq and is a predicted model, not a curated record. Gene Ontology annotation, biological process: regulation of protein localization. Gene Ontology annotation, cellular component: adherens junction. The transcript is spliced from 13 exons.